Messenger RNA from Hypanus sabinus (Atlantic stingray), 4425 nucleotides. It is a transcript of the gene bop1, whose product is annotated as BOP1 ribosomal biogenesis factor. Gene Ontology annotation, molecular function: ribonucleoprotein complex binding; protein binding. Gene Ontology annotation, cellular component: preribosome, large subunit precursor; PeBoW complex. Bases 154 to 2412 code for a protein of 752 amino acids. The record is from RefSeq and is a predicted model, not a curated record. Gene Ontology annotation, biological process: maturation of LSU-rRNA from tricistronic rRNA transcript (SSU-rRNA, 5.8S rRNA, LSU-rRNA); ribosome biogenesis. Lineage: Eukaryota; Metazoa; Chordata; Chondrichthyes; Myliobatiformes; Dasyatidae. The transcript has 17 exons.
GGAAGGCGGGCACAUUGCUGCCGUGCCCGUCCAUCCGGAAUCCGAGAGAGGCCUGGAGCCCAGGGUCGGGGCAGAAGAGGGGACCGAGGGAAACUGUUCCGGCGGUUAACCUCUGACCUGCCUUCUCCGAGGCCGCAACAUUCCUCUAGUAAGAUGGCGGCGGAAAGCAUGUCGGUGGCUGGGAGAAGCGGCGGCAAGAGCGGGGGAAAUAAGAGGUCAGCUCCAGCGCUGGAGCCCGAGGAGCAGCUUCCCAUCUUUGAGAACUCAGCACUUGAUGAGGAUGCCGGUGAUCUGUCAGACAGUGAAGAGAGCAUGUUUUCUGGUCUGGAGGAUUCAGGGAGUGACAACAGUGAUGAGGAAGAUGACCGUGAGGGGGACGAGAGUGAUGAAGACAGUGACAGUGGAGUUGAAAAGAAUAGUGUGAAGAAGGAUAUCAAGGUCAGGAAAGAGGAAGGUGAAAGCUGCGGAAAGUUGGUAGAGUCAGACAGCACCCUGCGGCCAGAGCAGUCGGGGUUGACCCCUCCUGUGGAUGAAUACAAGGAGGACAGCUCGGAUGAAGAGGAUAUCCGGAAUACUGUGGGUAAUAUCCCUAUGGAAUGGUACAAAGACUAUCCACACAUUGGAUAUGACUUAGAUGGGAAAAAGAUCUACAAACCAAUCCGAAAUAAGGAUGAACUGGAUGAAUUUCUGGAUAAAAUGGAGAAUCCGGAUUACUGGCGUACCGUUCCAGAUAAGAUGACUGGCACUGACAUCCGGCUUACAGAUGAACAAAUCGACCUUGUUCACAGGAUUCAGAAGGGACAGUUUGGAGAUGCCAAGUUUGACCCACAUCAGCCCUCCAUUGAUUUCUUUACCCAUGAGACGAUGAUUCACCCUGUGACCAACCAUCCAGCUCACAAACGCAGCUUCAUUCCAUCACUCAUUGAGAAGGAAAAGGUGUCAAAGCUCGUGCAUGCAAUCAAAAUGGGCUGGAUCAAACCGCGCAGGCCUCGCAAUGACACCCCACGGUACUAUGACCUGUGGGCGAAGGAAGACCCCAAUGCAAUCCUAGGUCGGCAUAAGAUGCAUGUUCCUGCUCCAAAGCUGAAGCUCCCAGGGCACGAAGAGUCUUAUAACCCUCCACCUGAAUAUUUAUUAACAGAGGAAGAGAGACUUGCCUGGGAACAGCAGGAGCCUGAGGAACGGAAACUUAACUUCCUCCCGCAGAAGUUUCCAUCUUUGCGUGCUGUGCCGGCGUUCUCACGUUUCAUCCACGAGCGCUUCGAGCGGUGCCUCGAUCUCUACCUCUGUCCGCGACAGCGGAAGAUGCGGGUGAACGUGGACCCAGACGAUCUGAUACCAAAGCUUCCCAAGCCGAAAGACCUGCAGCCAUUCCCAACCACUCAAGCUCUGGUUUACACAGGCCACACGAACCUGGUACGGUGCAUCAGUGUCUCUCCCAGCGGCCAGUGGCUGGCGUCAGGUUCAGAUGACUACACAGUUCGCUUCUGGGAGGUUGCCACAGCCCGCUGCUUGAAGACCAUUGAGGUGGAAGGAGCUGUGAAGAGCAUUGCUUGGAGCCCUAACCCUGUUCACUGUCUUGUAGCGUUGGCUGUUGAACACUCCGUCAUCAUCAUCAAUCCCUGUCUGGGUGAUAAGUUAUUGUACACCACCACCGACCAGCUAAUCGCAUCGUUCGAGAAGCCUGACGAGGAGCCGCCCCAGCCCGUGGAGUGGACAGUGGCUGAGGGAGAGACUUUUGAUGCAGGAUUCCGACUGAUCAUCAAGCACGACAAGCUGGUGAAGCAGGUAACGUGGCACGGCAAGGGUGACUACUUUGCCUCAGUUAUUCCGGAGAAUGGCAACGCCCAGGUCCUCAUCCAUCAGCUGAGCCGGCGGCGCAGUCAGAACCCUUUCCGCAGGAACAAAGGAAUGGUGCAGUGUGUCCGUUUCCACCCUGUCCGGCCCUUCUUCUUCGUGGCCACACAGCGCUAUGUCCGUGUGUACAACCUCCUCAAGCAGGAACUCACCAAGAAACUGAUGACCAACUGCAAGUGGGUGUCCAGCAUGGCCAUCCACCCUGGGGGAGAUAAUGUGAUCUGUGGAAGUUAUGACAGCCGCCUGGCCUGGUUCGACCUGGAUCUCUCCACCAAGCCUUACAAAGUGCUCAGGCAUCACAAGAGAGCUCUGCGAGGUGUAGCUUUCCACAGGCAUUAUCCGCUUUUUGCCUCAGCAUCUGACGAUGGCACGGUCAUUGUCUGCCAUGGAAUGGUGUACAGCGACCUGCUCCAGAACCCGCUGAUUGCACCCGUGAAGCUGCUGAGGGGCCAUGAAAUCACCCGUGACCUGGGCGUGCUGGACGUCACCUUUCAUCCCACCCAGCCGUGGGUUUUCUCCGCAGGAGCAGACAGCACCAUCCGCCUCUACACCUAGUGCUUGCCCCGCAGCCUUCUGCUUCACAAUGUUGCUCUCGGCAGAGGUUUGGGGGAUGGGGGGGGGGGGGAGUAGAAGACAGCCCUUUCUUCAGGGUUACCUGGAGACAGAUGGAUCUAAUCUGCUACGUACUGCCUCUGGAUACAGUCCCACGAACGGAAUCAUCAUUUGGACGCAGGCCCACAAUCACACCUCUGCCUCCGGCAGACGCUGCUUCACUCCACUGUCCUCCAACCCGUGCCGGGUGCUGCCCCUCUCUGGAACAGGACUUCCCACACAGCACAGCAGGACUCUGCAUUGCCAAAAUGUGGUUCUUAUUAAACUGCUCUGAAUGAUUCCACUGAAAUGUUUCUGUUGAACAUUUUCUCGAGCUGGUGUCUGUUUAAAUAAGCAGGGUCGGUGCUGGAUUCCCAACGGGCCUGAGCCCUUCAGGUUGGAAGAUUCGCAGGCAACAAAGUUGAAACUGCAAAUCCCUUUUCCCCUCCUUGCCUCAGACCAGGGUCGGAGGAUGAAGGGAACUGAGAAUCUCUGACUUAAAGGAAUAAAUGGCUAACCUUUGUGCUAGAGUUACUUCAGUCUCUCAUGAUCACUUGCUCAUAGCCAAUUCAAUAACUUUCCAAUUCAUCAGCUAAGUAGAGAGCAUGUUACAGCCACAGGAGCUAUUACAACUCAGGGUGUAGGAGUCCCGAGUUCAAACACCCUUCCUGUGUACGCAGGCGUUUCCUCCCACCAUCCAAAAUGUACUGGUUAAUUGAUAAUUCUAGCUUGUCCCAGGAUUAGGCUAGGGUUAAACUGGAGUCUGCUGGUAGCAUGGCAGGGCCUGUUCCACACUAUCUCUCUAAGUAAGUAACUGAAAUUCAGCCAAAGGUGGGGUGAGCCUCGCUCAGACCAAUCUCCAACAAUAGAGGUAAGAGGGCCACAACCCGGCCUGAAAUAUCAGCUGAGCCAGACACUGUUUGUGAAAUGAAUAUAUUUGGAGCAGAUAUACACUUUAAAUCUUUGUAUAAUUUGACCCAUAUACUUUCUCCAAUUUACAUUGAUCCUGCAAUCAGCUCUUUUAUUAUUAAAGAUUAUUUCUGUACCAUCCUUUGAUCCCUAGUAGGUUCAAACAUUUAAAACCCACACCAGGUGUAAGUGGAGGCAUCUCAUGUGGAACAGCUGCCUGGAGGUCACCGAGGGGGGGGAAGCCUGCACGCAAAAGGCCUGGCAGUAACGGGUACUAUCUCCAGUGCCUGGAGCUCCUGUCGGCAGCCUCGCCCACGUGUAAAACACAGCAGGUAUGUGGGGCAGGGACUCGGAAUAAUUCACAAAAUGGUCUUUGCAGGUUCUGUGGAAGCCCUCUUCACCUGUAACACACAUGAAGGCACAGGGAAUAAUUCCCCAUCUUUCCAACUUACUGUGCUCUCCCCCCCCACCCCCAGUGAAGAUAAACACUUGUUCCCUCCCUACGCCAUGCUACUCUCAGACCAGCUGCAGUGGUAUGCCCAAUUGAAGCAUCCAGUCCCACUCUCCACAGGUAACGGGGGCAGCUGAACCCACUCCCCUCAGAUUCCAGGUGGCAGGGGCCACUGUUUACCACUCAGAUGUUAAUGGUGACUGUCUCCGUGGACAACGAGGGGCCAGGCCUCUGCCAGGCUGUUAUCACCGCCACCAGACCUCCUCACUGGGAAGGGCAGUCCCGGUCCCACGCCCUGUGUCAGGGAAGGAAAGGCCAUCUCAGGAGGUGGCACAGACAGAUUCUGUGGGUCAAUUCACAACUGUGGGCACACAACACCAGGUAAGCAGAGGCCUGGAGCAUUUACAGACCCCCCCCAAUCCCCAACAACACUCACUUGGGGCACACUGGAAACUGGCAGAAUUACAAUAGUGGGUCAUUCUCUGAAACUUCAGUCAAAUCUUUGGUUCUGGGCCAUAGGAUUGUCCGACCUUCCCCGCAAACACGUCACCUCCAGGCGAAGGUGGUGGGGGGGGGGGGGGGGGAGAGGGAGACAGGAGGAGGUGGUCUCGACCCAU